Molecule: messenger RNA, 906 nt
Organism: Hibiscus syriacus
Lineage: Eukaryota; Viridiplantae; Streptophyta; Magnoliopsida; Malvales; Malvaceae
Exons: 4
Coding region: 344-796 (150 amino acids)
Source: RefSeq, a predicted model, not a curated record
UCUUAAUCCCAAAAUCUAACAAAAAGUGAAACAAAUCUCUCCCUUGCGAGCUUCAGGCAACUCUCCAACGUUGUUACAAAAAUCAGUUCAUUUUCCAACAGAUGUCAGUUAAAGCUCUGUCAUUUUAAGAAACAAAAAAGUUGUAUUUGUUCUGUCGUAAGUUUUGUGUUCUUCGUUAAAAAGAUUGGUGAUUCAUAUUCGUUUUGCUAACUCGUGUUUUUGUGCUAGAAAUCUCUUUAUUUUAUGUUCCAAUCAGGAUCUAAUUGAGUCCCCAUUGGUGACGCUGUAUAGAGUAUAUUUUCCAUUGUUUGUUCUAUUAAUAUCUCCUUCAUUUCCCGAGAAAAUGACGGAAAAUCCAAAGUUGGAUUCGGAAGAGAAUUCAGUUUCGGAUCAUAUAAAUGCAGAUAAACCAGAUAGCGUCGUUAUCGACAUGGAAACUUUUAUUCAUGGAGUAUCCAAUAAAGAGAAUAAUCCAAACUCAAGAUUCCCAAGAAGCCUUUCUCGCAAAGGGUCACUUCGAGGUGAUAAGAAGAAUGUUAGUAGUUCCAAUUCUACUUCCAUUGCCAGUGAUCAUAGAGAUUCUUUUGUUUGCAGCUCCUCCUCUCCUGGAGGGUUACCGGAAAAGCUCACUGCAGUGAUCAAGGAGUCCGGCGGUCAUCAGAGCAACCCACAAACUCAUCGUCAGAUCACCUUUACAUCGAGAAAUAGUAUCAAGCGAUCUCCUCCACCAUGGCUACUAGAACCCAAUAGGAUUCUCCUCUUCUUUGCCACAUUGCAAGUUUUUAAGCUAUUAUGACAAGUUUUUAAUUAAGCUAUUAUUAUGUAUUCAUUGUGAAAUUCUCUCUUUUGUCACGACAGGUCCAGCAUGGGUACAAUUCUGCUGAUAUACUUCACAUUGUCAAUUAG